CACAACGCCUUACCAAGCAGCAUCUCGCCGAUGCACUUAAGGCGGCUGGCGUGAAUUUUCCACUGACGGCCACGGUGGCCCAAUUAAAGCGUCUUUAUGCUGAACACCGCAUUAGCGAGUCGCCUUACGAGGAGGAUGAAGAGAACAUCUCCGACAUGGAAGAUUCGGCAGCUCCGGACGACGACGCUACCAUAGCCAGUGCCAUGGGAAUCGAAAAGCCAAGUAGGGCUACCCCUACUACUGGCCCUAGUGCAUACGCUGAGGAUACCGUUGCCCAUCGUACAGCUGCCGCCACCGGUACUUUGGGCCCUAACGGAAGUACCAGUUAUGUUUGCGAAAGCAGCGCUGCCGUCACUAAUACCGCCGUCGGUGAAUAUUCCGCUGCUACGCCCGUCACCACAAAUACUAAUACUACUGCCGUCGCUAAUAUUACUGCCGCUAAGCCUUCUGCCGCUUCCGGCGCCACCAUUAAUUCUGCCGUCACUCCACACGCUGCCGCCGCCUUACACUCUGCCGCCACUAAUUCUGCCGUCGCCUUACACUCUGCCGCCACUAAUACUGCCGUCGUUGAAAUUCCCGCCAACGCCGAAAGAUCCUCUGCCGCAAAUAUUCGUGCCAAAACCGCUGUCGCCGCCAUUAACAGCUCCUUGGGUUACGAAAGCUCUGCUGCUGCAAGCAUUCCCGACGGCUUCAAUAGUUUAGCCAGCGACACUAGCUCCGCUGCUUUGCACAAUAUUACUGGCAAUGCCUUGGAUCAACAGCUUAGGGAACUAAGGAAGAAACGCGAACUGUUGGAGCUACAAAAACAAAUUUAUGAGUUGGAAAACUCGAUUGGUAGGCCCACCGGAUGCAGAGCCUCGUUUGCGGACAUCGAACACGCUGUACCAAAAUUUACUGGUGAUAACUCCACACGGUCAGUGCACCGUUUCUUUGAGGACUUUGAAGAAAUUAUGCGAACUGUCAAUGCAGACGAUCAGUUCAAACUGCUAAGCUUACGCCGCUCGCUACAGGGAACAGCUCGAGUGUUCCUAACCACGACGUCUGCUCUUAACUAUCGAGACCUAAAGAAGGCGGUCAUCGAAGAAUUCGACAGUGCAGUCAGUCGCCAGGACGUCUAUCGAACACUGACCGAACGGAAGUGGAAACACCUUGAAGAGUCCCUGCACUGCUAUAUUUUGACCAUGCAAUCUUUGGCGAAGCAGGGCGGCAUCCGGGAAACCGAUGUUAUCGACCUAAUUCUCGACGGUAUCGGAAACAAAAUCAACAAUAUCAACUUGCUUAUGCCGGCGCAGUCAACCGUCAGCCGAUUGCCGAUCAACAAGUUGCCGCCGUUCUAGAAGAUGAACUCAUGGAAUUGGAAUCACUUAACUUUUCCAACUAGUUUUAUGAAGCAAUCGUGUGUGCCGAACAACUUAGUGACUUUAAACAAUCCGCAUCAUAACUAUCGCAGCAUUGGUGGACUUAAGUUGAAUAUACUUUGUGAAAUACAAUGUUUUGUGAAAUUUAAAAAUGAAAUAAAAAAUGUUAAAAUAAAUAUUUUGCCUGAUAAUGAGAUGUUAGUGCCCGUCAUCUUUGGACGUGAUUUCUUGAAAUUGUUUAACAUACGGUUAACUAAAAUAAAAAAUAGAUAUGCGAAAAGCGAUUUGGUAUCCUAUAGAAACGGAAUUCCUUGCACUCCCC
Molecule: messenger RNA, 1680 nt
Organism: Rhagoletis pomonella (apple maggot)
Lineage: Eukaryota; Metazoa; Arthropoda; Insecta; Diptera; Tephritidae
Exons: 2
Coding region: 156-1337 (393 amino acids)
Source: RefSeq, a predicted model, not a curated record